Stegodyphus dumicola is the source of this 3804-nucleotide messenger RNA. RefSeq names its product glucose transporter type 1-like. Gene Ontology annotation, biological process: monosaccharide transmembrane transport. Gene Ontology annotation, cellular component: membrane. The record is from RefSeq and is a predicted model, not a curated record. Lineage: Eukaryota; Metazoa; Arthropoda; Arachnida; Araneae; Eresidae. Gene Ontology annotation, molecular function: hexose transmembrane transporter activity.
GGACGUGUACAAUGCGGACGUAAAAGGGCGGCUCUGUAGCCGCUCUGCCAGCGCCGGUAAGUGCCCUCGUUUGUUUUAUUUGCGAGAAAAACUUUGAUUGUAGUGAUUCUUCGUAGUUUUCUCUGUGACAGAUGUUCCUGGAAAUACGGCAGAAUUUUGUUGAGUAGCCGAAACUGUCAUGGCGGCUCAGUGGCGCUGCCUGUCGUAUUCGAAACAUGGCGAAUAAUUUCUAUCUUUACCUGUGGGUGACGAAUCUGUUCGAAAAGACAUUUUUACAUACUGUAGAGAACAUAUUUUCUAUCUCUUCGUUUAAAUCCUGUGACUUGUGGAUUGUCCAAAAUUGAUUAUUCCCUUAUCUGGAUUUUAGAAACUGUUCUGUUAUCUUUCGAGUGUAAAGAUGGAGUACUGAACGUUUGGUCGGUGUGGACGUGUUGUGAAUUUAUGGAUACACAUAUCACUCUCAUGGAUGUGCGGUAAUGGAUGUGAGAGGGCGCUGCCGGCGUCUGCUCUGCCGGACAAAGGACUCCUUCUGUAUCGCGUUGGAAUAGGGGUCUCAGUCCCCCCAAGGAAAUACGCAAGGUGGAGAGCCCGGUGUUAGAAGAUAGCGGAAGUAUGUUCCGCGGUAGUACCUCCUGUUGCAGCAACUGCCCAGAGGGUCUGACAUGCAGUCUGGUCUUUGCCAUUUUUGCUGCCGUCCUUGGUAUGGUGCAGUUCGGAUACAACACCGGAGUCAUUAACGCACCGCAGAAGGUAAUCCAAGGUUUUAUCAGUUCCGUUUACCAUUCUCGGACGGGCGACAUCAUCUCUGAGGAUUUCCUCAACCUCAUCUGGUCGAUCGGAGUCUCCAUCUUCGCCAUCGGGGGGAUGAUCGGAGGAAUAACGGGUGGCAUCGUCGCCAACAAAUUUGGAAGGAAAGGUGGUCUAUUGUUGAAUAACAUCAUGGGUUUGGCUGGUGCGGCGCUGAUGACUUUCAGUAAAUCUUCGUACAGUUUUGAAAUGCUCAUUCUGGGACGUCUGACUAUGGGUUUCAACUGCGGUUUAAACACUGCUCUUGUGCCUAUGUAUUUAUCUGAAAUUGCUCCAGUCCAGCUGCGAGGUGGCUUAGGUACUUUGAACCAAUUGGGUGUGACUGUUGGCCUGCUUUUGUCCAUGGUGCUCGGGAUUCAGCACAUCCUAGGUACUGAAGACCGAUGGCCUUAUCUUUUUGGUGUGGCUGUGAUACCUGCAGCUUUGCAGCUACUACUCCUUCCCAUGUGCCCUGAGAGUCCUCGUUACUUGCUCAUCACAAAACAGCAGGAACUUUCUGCCAGAGAAGCACUGGAAAGACUUCGAUGUACAGUUCAUGUAGAUGAGGAUUUAGAAGAAAUGCGUGCAGAAGAAAGAGCUCAAGAACAAGAACCUCAAAUGACUGUCUGUCAGGUGAUUCGCAACAAGAGCCUUCAGCUGCCUUUAUUAAUAGGAAUUGUAAUGCAACUAUCGCAACAGCUCACAGGAAUUAAUGCAGUUUUCUACUAUUCAACCAGCUUAUUUAUGUCUGCGGGCUUAUCUGAUGCGGUGUCCCAUUAUGCUACAAUGGGUGUUGGCGUCAUCAUGGUGGUCAUGACUCUAGUCUCUAUUCCACUUAUGGAUCGAGCCGGAAGGAGGACGCUUCAUUUGUACGGUUUAGGUGGAAUGUUCAUCUGUAGCAUAUUUAUUACCAUAUCUCUGCUCGUUAAGUUCCUCUAUGAGUGGGUGACAUACUUGAGUGUGGUCAGUACUCUAUCCUUCGUUGUUUUCUUUGCUAUUGGACCAGGUUCCAUCCCCUGGAUGAUCACCGCCGAGCUGUUCUCCCAUGGCCCGAGGCCAGCCGCCAUGAGCAUAGCAGUUUUUGUCAAUUGGUCUGCCAAUUUCUUAGUCGGUUUAGUCUUUCUUCAGAUGCAGCGUUUGUUCGAGAAUUACUCUUUUCUACCAUUUACUGUUCUGUUAGCCAUCUUCUGGACCUUCACCUACAAGAAAGUGCCAGAGACCAAAAACAGAACUUUUGAGGAAAUAGCUGCCUUAUUCAGGAGGGAAGAGGUGGUCAAUGUCAAUGGGCUGACGACGGUGGUCCAGCGAAAGCCGGUGCACCACCAGUCUGCCGAACUUGUCACGGAGGAAAAAAAUCUAGAAACUUGUAAGACUAAGUUUUGAAGAAACCGUCUCUGCAUGCAUAAUGUAUGUGCAUGAAUCCCUUCCCAUAUGCCACCGCAUGAGCAUUCGAGAGCACAACAGUUUUUUUUGGGGGGGGGCAAGUACGUUAUUUGAAGCUCAUUUGCCCGACAUGAGACUAUUUUAAUAGUUGUUACUUCUGCCAAGUGACAUUACUUAUAUUCUAAUGUUUUACUGAAUGUUUAGCAGUUUUAUUACGUGAGGAGUUUGACAGUUUACUUCUGUAUUUUGUGUUCGAUUUUAAUACUUUCUUUGGUCCUAUGUGAAGGAAAGCUUUUUACCAAGUGAAAGAACAUACGAGACAUUUUUUAUAAUUCAUGAACAAUGAAUAGCAUUUUACUGAUAAGUUUUAUUUAAUAUGUAAAGUUUGAGAAUACUUAAAUACUAAGUUGAAGAUGUUCAUAAAUUAUCACUAAAUUAAAAAGAAAUUAGCUUAAAUUUUCAAUUAUUCUGUGUUUUGAUCUGUGAUAAAAACGCGUUUAAAGAUUUUUUUUUGACAUUUAUCAACUCGUAUCUUUGCGACUUUGUUUACUGCAUAUAGGCAUCAAACUGAUGCAAAUAUCUUAGAAUGAGAUGGCAAGACUUUAGUUAUAACAAUAGUUUUCUCGGUUACCAUCUCACCACUUUCUUUCUGCAGAACACUAAUCUCUCACUCACACCUACACAAAAUAAAACUAAAAUAAAAAAUUAACGAUGAUUUUAUAAUACGUAAAUGUAUAUUUCGAGUGAUCUGGUGCUUCAUAUGUGAUUGUCAUUCUCAUAAUUUUAUUAAUAUAUGAGCAUGUAAAUUUUUCUUGACUUUUUAUAAAUUUUGCUAAAUUAACACUUUGCAGCAUAAUUCUUUGGUUUAUUAUAUCUUUUUAACAUUUUCAAUAAAUGAGUAAUUUAUUGUUGUAAUAGUACUAAUUAUUUUUUCUUUCUGCUUAAACUUUGAUACACUUAUUAUUUUGUAUUUAAAAUUUUUAGAUAUUUAUUUUUUGUAUGGGGAUUUUUCAACUUUCAACAACUUGUACAGACUUAAUUUUUAAGUAUGCAAAUGAAAAUAUUUAAAUAUUCAUAAAUAGACAUUUUAUUUUUAUUUUAUUUCUCUUUGGGAGGGAGUGGUAUUGACAGUAAACUUCAGGCAAAAAUAUAUUUGUUUUACGUUUGGAACUUUACCAUUAGAAAAAUCACGAAUUUGGAUCCAUUUUUCCUUUUUAGCCAUAAAGUCUAGGUAAAAGUGAAAUUAUUUUAAAGAAAAAAUAAAAUCUCAGAUUAAUAGCAAUUGUCCAUUAGUUUAAAAUAUUUCAGCAAAAUUUACAAGUAAUAUAUUAUGUGAAGAAAAGGGUCUAAGAAAGAUAUGAAUUAUAUAUUGUUUGGUUCGGGAAGUUCAAAAACAAGGACUAUGAUAUUCAAAAAGCAGAGCGCUCUGACGAGCCUACUGAUGAAUUAUGUAUUAUUUCUAUUUUUCAUUACAUUGCAAAUAGCACAUGACUACGAGAUACAUAUGAUACAUAGAAUAGAUGUAUACAUGACUGCGAGAAGUAUCCCAGACAAAAAUUAAUUAAAUGUUAAAAUCAGCAGUUAAUACAAAAAUAUUUUCCUAGUUAUCACAAAAAAUAACGGGUUAUUUUGUAA